UUUUUUUUUAUUCUUUUCUUUUUUCUUUUUUCUUUUUCUUUACAUUUCUUUUUCUUCCAUUUCUCAUAUAUACGUUAUAUCGUUUCUUUUUAUUUUGAAAAAUGGAAGAAUCUGGUCAAUGGCUCUUUAUGAGUUCUGCGAAAGAUUCUGAUACUGUUCCAUGGAAUGACAAUCUCUGUCCAAAUAGUGAAGGAUGGGGUCCAUUUUCCUCUGUACGUGUACCAGAUUUUACGCCAUGUUUUGAAGAAAGUGUUGUUUUAUUGGUACCUGCUGCCUAUUUGAUUCUCUUUGGUAUGGCUCGUAUAUGGAUUUUAUCAAAACGCGAGAACCUUUCUUCUGAUAUGACUAGAAACUGGUUGUAUUUUGCUAAACUGAUUACUCUGAUAUCUUUACUUUUGACAACUGUGGCCAGUGUUUGGAUUACUGCAAGUCAAACAGACUCUUGGAUUGAUAAUGCUCCUCUUCUUGCAAAAUUCUUCAAUGUUUUUGUUUUGAUAUUCGCCAUAGGAUUACAUCAUUUAGAGUAUUUUCGUAAUCAAAUCUCGUCAGCAGUUCUUUUGUUUUAUUGGCUCUUCGUAUUGAUCGUUGAUGGCAUCAAAUUACGCACUUUGUUAUUGUUACAACAACAAACUUCUGACUCUGUCCAAUUCAGUUUAUUCGUCAUCAGCUUCGCCUUAUCUUUAUUGAUGUUUGUUUUGGAAUGUACUGUCCGACCAAAGAGUCAAUAUGUAUUAUUGGAAGAAGAUGCGCUUGAAUGUCCUGAAGGAACUUCAAAUAUCUUUGGCCGACUUACUUUUGAAUGGAUGACUCCUUUGAUGCGACUUGGUUAUGAAAAACCUUUGACAAUGGAUGAUUUAUGGGAUCUUCAGCAUGAUGACCAAUCUGCUGUGGUGGGUCAAAAAUUCGAAAAGUACUGGAGUAUGGAAAUGAAAAAGGAACAUCCAUCUUUGCUACGUGCUCUCGUGUAUAGUCUUGGUGGUCCUUUCUUUUUGGCAGCUUUAUUCAAAGCACUUCAAGAUGUUCUUCAAUUUACUCAACCUUUGUUACUUCGGGAAUUGAUGUUAUGGGUGGCAAGUUACGCAAGUGAUGCACCACAACCUGCUUAUCGUGGGACCUUGAUCGCAGUCGGAAUGUUUAUUACUGCUGUCUGUCAAACCAUGUUCUUACAUCAGUAUUUCCAACGUUGUUUCUUGACUGGUAUGCGGCUUCGUGCAGCUUUGGUGACCGCCAUUUAUCGCAAGACUUUAUUACUCAGCAAUGCAAGUCGUCAGCAAUCCACUGUUGGUGAGAUUGUCAAUCAUAUGUCUGUUGAUGCUCAAAGAUUGAUGGACCUUUGUACUUAUCUUCAUAUCGUGUGGAGUGGACCUCUUCAAAUUGUGAUUGCUUUAGUACUCUUAUAUGGAACCAUGGGACCUAGUAUUUGGGCUGGUGUCGCUGUUCUGAUUUUGACUAUUCCUCUCAACACUUAUCUUGCCAAGAAGAUGCGUGCUUAUCAAAAGGUGCAAAUGGGCAACAAGGAUGCAAGAGUUAAAUUGAUGAAUGAAAUUCUGAAUGGUAUCCGAGUUAUCAAACUUUAUGCUUGGGAAUCCGCCUUCUUUGAAAAGAUCAGCUUUAUUAGAAAUGAUCUCGAAUUGGCCAUGCUUAAAAAGAUUGGUGUUCUUUCAGCUGUACAAAACUUUACCUGGACUUCUAUUCCUUUCUUGGUAUCUCUUUCAUCUUUUGCCUUGUUUGUGAUGACCGCUGAUCGACCUUUAACUAGUGAAAUUGCAUUUGUGGCCAUUUCCUUGUUCUCUCUCCUCCAAUUCCCUUUGGCAGUAUUCCCUAAUGUGAUCACCUCGACUAUCGAAGCAUCCGUAUCUCUUUUCCGUAUUGAAGGUUAUUUAUCAUCUGAGGAAUUGGAUCCCAAUGCGGUAACUCGUGAAGAUUAUCGAACUCAAGAUGAUUGGACUCUUGAUACUCCUUUACUUGAAAUCAAUAAUGGUACCUUCAAAUGGGCCAAAGAAGAUGCUCAACCUGUUUUGGAAAAUAUCAAUAUUGGAGUGAAAAAAGGCGAUGUUAUGGCUGUAGUGGGUCGUGUUGGCAGUGGUAAGUCCUCUUUGAUGAGUGCUAUUCUUGGUGACACUGUCAAGGUGAAUGGUCAAGUCAUUGUUCGUGGUUCUUUGGCCUAUGUACCUCAACAACCCUGGGUUAUGAAUGCUACUGUUCGGGAGAACAUCACCUUUGGUCAUCGUUUUGAUCCUGAAUUCUACGAUCGUGUCUUGGAAGCUUGUUCUUUGAAAACUGAUAUCCAAAUCUUAUCUGCUGGUGAUCAAACUGAAAUUGGGGAACGUGGUAUCAAUCUUUCAGGUGGUCAAAAGGCUCGUGUCUCUUUAGCUCGUGCCAUUUAUGCUCGUGCAGAUAUUUAUCUGUUGGAUGAUCCUCUCAGUGCUGUCGAUGCUCAUGUAGGUCGCCAUAUCUUCGAUCAUGUGAUUGGCCCUGAUGGUAUUUUGAAGAAUAAGACUCGACUUUUGGUAACACAUGGUAUCUCGUAUCUUCCCAAAGUGGACAAAGUGGUAAUGCUUCGUGAUGGUCAAAUUGCAUUGAAUGGUGCUUAUGAUGAUUUGAUGGAUCAACGUACUGAACUUUAUGCUCUCAUGACUGAUUUUGGUAACCAAGUGAAUAACAAGAACCACAGUGAUGAUGAUGAUGAUCAGGAUACGGAUGAAACGUUGGAAAAUAGUGGCCUUUUGGAUGAACAUGCUACUGCUAUUGGGCAAAAUGAAGAAGAAGCUUCUCUCAACAAGGAUACGGAAUUAAUGCGACGUGAAAGACUCAACAGUGUCAGUAGUAUGAUGAGUGUGCAAACCUUACGUCGAGCAUCUGUGAUGUCUCUCAACAAGAAGAACAAGAAGAUAUUACAACAAGAUAAAGAACGUUUGAUGACCAUCGAAGAAGCUGCCAAGGGUAGUGUCGAUAGCAAUGUAUACAAGCAAUAUGCCAAAUCCUGUUCAGCCAUUGGUGUGGCUGUGGUCUUGAUCUUCCAAAUUUUGGCACAAGUCGCUCAAGUUGGUUCUAAUCUAUGGUUAAAGGAAUGGAGUAACAGCAAUCAACAACAUCAAGAAAAUAAUCGUGUUUGGAUGUAUCUCGGUAUCUAUGCUCUUAUUGGUUGGUCAUCUACCAUCUUUUCUGUCAUUCAAACUUUGACUCUAUGGGUUACUUGUGCUAUUCGAUCUGCCAAGGUACUUCAUUCUGAAAUGUUGGAUACUGUUAUUAGAUCACCUAUGUCUUUCUUUGAUACUACACCCUUGGGACGUAUUUUGAAUCGAUUCAGCAAAGAUCAACAUACUGUGGAUGAAGUCUUACCUCGUGCCUUUGGUGCUUACUUCCGAGUCUUAUUCUCUGUUGUUGCGACAAUUGGUAUCAUUGCCUUUUCUACUCCGUUUUUCUUGGUAUUGAUCAUUCCUCUAGGUUUCAUCUAUUUGUAUGUUCAACGAUACUACCUUGCUACAUCCCGUGAACUCAAGCGUUUGGAUUCCAUUGGGAAGAGUCCUGUGUAUUCUCACUUCCAAGAAACAAUUUCUGGGGUAUCCACCAUCCGUGCUUAUGAACAACAAAAUCGGUUUACUUAUGAAAAUGAAGUCAAGUUGGAUGACAAUCAACGUGCCUAUUUCCCUUCAAUUUCCUGCAACCGAUGGUUGGCUGUACGUCUUGAAUUCCUUGGUUCUAUUAUUAUUUUCGGUGCGGCCAUCUUUGCAGUGAUUGGUGUAUUGUAUGGAAGUCAGUCUUAUAUUGAUCCUGGUCUUGUUGGUUUGAGUGUCUCAUAUGCCCUUAGUGUCACCCAAGCCUUGAACUGGGUUAUUCGUGCUUUUUGUGAAAUUGAAACAAAUGUUGUUUCUGUUGAACGUAUCAAGGAAUAUAUUGAUCUUCCACGUGAAAAGUAUGAUUCCAUUCGAGGUGUUAGUCCCAUGUGGCCAGAAAAAGGUGAAAUUGAAUUCAACGGCUAUGCUACUCGAUAUCGUGCUGGUUUGGAUCUUGCUCUCAAAGAUGUUUCUUUCAAGAUUGCUCCCAAGGAAAAAAUUGGUGUUUGUGGAAGAACUGGUUCUGGUAAAACAAGUUUAACUCUCAGUUUAUUCCGUAUCAUUGAAGCUGCUCAAGGCAAUAUCACAAUUGAUGGCAUUGAUAUUUCGACGUUACGUUUGUUUGAUCUUCGGUCUCGAUUAACCAUCAUUCCUCAAGAUCCUGUCUUGUUUGCUGGAAAUGUUCGCGAAAAUUUGGAUCCUUUUGGUACCUGUGAAGAUGCGGAAAUCUGGCAAGCGUUACAACAUGCACAUCUUAGUGAUCAUAUUUCAAAGAUGGACGGAAAAUUAAACGCUACUGUUUUGGAAGGUGGUGAAAACUUCUCGGUGGGUCAAAGACAACUUAUUUGUUUGGCACGAGCUCUUCUCCGUCGUACUUCGAUUCUUGUUUUGGACGAAGCAACUGCAGCUAUUGAUGUUGAAACAGAUGCCAUCAUUCAAACCACUAUUCGAGAACAAUUCAAGAAUUGUACGAUCAUCACCAUUGCCCAUAGAAUCAACACUGUGAUUGAUUCUGACAGAAUUCUUGUACUCGAAAAGGGCUCUAUUCUUGAAUUUGACUCUCCUCAAGUAUUACUUGCCAACAAAGAAUCUUCCUUCUAUUCCAUGUCAAAGGAAGCUGGUCUUGUCGAAUAGACGUAUAUUUUGUUUUUAUUAUAUUUAUUAGUCGUAGUAGUAGUCUAUUUAUUGUUAUUGCUAGUUUAUUGUUAUUUAUUAUGUUAUGCUUAUAUAGACUCUCUUUUUUUGGAAUAAAAAAAAAGAUCCGUGUGUAGUUAGUUAUUUCUAUCAUUUAUUAUUGUUAAAAAAUGAAUUCGAGUUAUCAGAUUUGUACUUGUUAUAAAUUGACACAAAAAUAAUAAAAUGAAGCAAUCCCC
Halteromyces radiatus is the source of this 4930-nucleotide messenger RNA. Its product is annotated as multi drug resistance-associated protein MRP. The record is from RefSeq and is a predicted model, not a curated record. Gene Ontology annotation, molecular function: ATP hydrolysis activity; ATP binding; ABC-type transporter activity. Gene Ontology annotation, biological process: transmembrane transport. The transcript has 23 exons. Gene Ontology annotation, cellular component: membrane. Bases 102 to 4691 code for a protein of 1529 amino acids. NCBI's taxonomy places the organism in Eukaryota, Fungi, Mucoromycota, Mucoromycetes, Mucorales, Cunninghamellaceae.